AUGGCAGUAUUCGCACAGCGCACUGCGGCAAAGUGUGCAUCAUUUUUGAUCGAACAUAUUAAACCUACAGAUCGGAUCCUCGACGUUGGCUGUGGCGUAGGCUCCAUCACGCUCGACCUUGCUCGGCUCGUGCCCCAGGGCCAAGUGAUCGGUAUCGACAUUUCAGAAAGCGAUUUGGUAAUUGCGCAAGAUGCGGCUGAUGCACAAGGUAUUAAGAACAUCGACUUCAAGCAGGUCGACGCAUACAAGUUACUUGAGACGUUUGAUGAGAACUUCUUCGACAUUGUCCACGCACAUCAAGUCUUGCUGCAUGUCUCCGAACCAGUUAAGAUGUUACAGCAAAUCCGGCGGGUGGCGAGACCUGGUGGCUAUAUAUCAGCAACGGAUUGUGCAGAGGUCUUUACGUACCCUCUUCUACCGGCUCACGAAAAGCAGAAGGCCGUCUGGCUAGAACUGGGGAGGCGUCGCGGGGCAUAUGGCCUGGGUGGAAGGAAAAAUCACGAGUGGGCGCACGGUGCUGGAUUCGACUGGAGCCAGAUCUAG
Molecule: messenger RNA, 543 nt
Organism: Rhinocladiella mackenziei CBS 650.93
Lineage: Eukaryota; Fungi; Ascomycota; Eurotiomycetes; Chaetothyriales; Herpotrichiellaceae
Exons: 1
Coding region: 1-543 (180 amino acids)
Source: RefSeq, a predicted model, not a curated record